Messenger RNA from Musa acuminata AAA Group (dessert banana), 1101 nucleotides. RefSeq lists its product as uncharacterized. The transcript is spliced from 3 exons. The coding region runs from base 1 to 963 and encodes 320 amino acids. The record is from RefSeq and is a predicted model, not a curated record. NCBI's taxonomy places the organism in Eukaryota, Viridiplantae, Streptophyta, Magnoliopsida, Zingiberales, Musaceae.
AUGCACACGAAGAGCGACUCGGCCAUGACGAGCCUGGCGGCGUCGUCCCCUCCGCAGUCGCCUUCACUCUACACGAUGAGCCCCACCCACUCCCACCACGACGCCGACGGGGUUUCCAUCGUCGGAUCCUCCCCUGGCGCAUCCCCUUUGCACCCCAACUACCACCACCACCGCUACGCUAGCUCCCCUAUCCAACAUUUCCGCGAUUCCUCCGCCUCCCUCAAGUACGCCUCCUCUUGGCGCAAGAUCCACAACCACCGUCAGCACGCACACUAUCACCACGGCGCCGCCUCCUCCGAUUGCUCCGAGUCAGAUGACGACGACGAUGACGGAGACGGCGGCGUCGGCGGAGGCGGAGACCCCGUACCGGUUCACUGCUACGCGGCCUGGUUCGCCCUGGGGUCCAUCCUCCUCUUUACCCUCUUCUCCCUCGGACUCUGGGGCGCCAGCAAGUCCUACAAGCCCGCGGUUUUCGUCAAGGGCGUGGUGUUCCAGAGCUACCAUCUCCAAGCGGGAACGGACGUCACCGGGGUGUCCACCAAGAUGCUCUCCAUCAACUCGACGGUCAGCAUUGCGUUUCGUAAUCCGGCCACGUUCUUUAGCGUCCACACGUCAUCCACGCCCCUGGUGAUGUACUAUUCGGAGCUCAAGAUCGCCUCCGGAUACAUGGAGGAGUUCAAUCUGUCCCGAAAGCGCGGGCGCGUGGUGGUCGUGGCGGUAGGCGGCAGACAGAUGCCGCUCUAUGGCGGGGGCUCGAGCCUGGAAAGCCAGGCCGAGGAAGGCGGCGCCCCCACGGUGGUGCCGCUGGAGCUAUCCUUCACGGUCCGGUCACGGGCGCACCUCCUCGGUCACCUGAUCACGUUCGAGUUCUACCGCCAUGUUCGGUGCUCCCUCGCCCUCCGCGAGGAACGCCUCGGCGAGCCCCUCGACCUCGCCGACGACUGUCAGUACGGUGACGGGUGAGGGCGGCAAGGAUGGGGUGAUUCGAAUUGAACUGGUGGUGGCUAGUGAUAAGCUUCCUCGAUCAAAGGUUACUAUUGCGGUGAAAUUUCUUUUAGAGGACAGAUGAAAUACUUAUAUUUUAUCAUCUUUUGGCAUCAG